Messenger RNA from Maylandia zebra (zebra mbuna), 981 nucleotides. The record is from RefSeq and is a predicted model, not a curated record. Lineage: Eukaryota; Metazoa; Chordata; Actinopteri; Cichliformes; Cichlidae.
AUGCAGAAAGAAGCCGAGCUUUGUUUUCCACAACUCCUCAACAGCUCCUGCAGGAAGCCAACAUUUCACUGGUCCAAAGCUGUGCUGCUGAACACUGUGCUGUGCUGCAUCUCUCUGCUCACUGCUGCUCUAAACCUUCUCGUCAUCAUCUCAGUCUCUUACUUCAGGCAGCUUCACACACCCACUAACAUCCUCCUCCUUUCUCUGGCUGUCUCAGACUUUCUCACUGGUCUCCUUAUGCUGCCACUAGAAAUAAUUAGAAACACGGCCUGCUGGGUACUUGGUGAUCUUAUGUGUUCUGUUUAUACUUAUCUGACAGCCGGUCUUUUCUGUGCUUCAACUUGGAACAUAGUUCUCAUUUCAGUUGACCGCUAUGUAGCUAUUUGUCACCCUCUUCAUUACCCCACCAGAAUUACCGUGGCAAGAGUCAAACUCUGUGUUUGUUUGUGUUGGUUUUGUUCAACCUUCUACGGCAGUCUUUUAACAAAGGAUGUUCUAAUUAAGCCGGCCAGGUAUAAUUCCUGUUAUGGAGAGUGUGUGUUUGUCAUUAAUGAUAUUGCACGGUUUAUUGAUCUUGUGUUAUCUUUUAUUUUUCCAGUAUCUGUUAUCAUAGUUCUUUAUAUGAGAGUGUUUGUGGUGGCUGUGUCUCAAGCUCGUUCCAUGCGCUCUCAUGUUACAGCUGUCACACUUCAGCGUUCAAGCAAUCAAGCAAACAAAUCUGAACUGAAAGCAGCCAGGAACCUUGGAGUUCUUGUAGUUGUGUUUCUCGCAUGUUACCUUCCGUUUUACUGUUACUCUCUUAUUGAAGUAAAUGUGAUCAAUGACUCAUCUACAUUUUUUCUGAUCAUUGUGUUUUACUUUAACUCGUGUCUAAACCCACUGAUGUAUGCCCUUUUUUACUCUUGGUUUAGAAAUGCUGUUAAACUUAUUAUCACUCUGCAGAUUUUUAAGCAUGACACUAGUGAAGCAAACAUGUUUUAA